Molecule: messenger RNA, 3463 nt
Organism: Pogonomyrmex barbatus (red harvester ant)
Lineage: Eukaryota; Metazoa; Arthropoda; Insecta; Hymenoptera; Formicidae
Gene: Ube4A
Product: Ubiquitination factor E4A
Biological process (GO): ubiquitin-dependent protein catabolic process; ERAD pathway; protein polyubiquitination
Cellular component (GO): ubiquitin ligase complex; nucleus; cytoplasm
Molecular function (GO): ubiquitin-ubiquitin ligase activity
Source: RefSeq, a predicted model, not a curated record
CUUAUGGUUUAAGGCUUAAAUCACCUAUUGUAGACCGGGAUUUACCAAUCGUGUAUCAAUUAUAUAAGAAACUAUCGAUAAUACAGUAGUGUUUUAUUACCGACUGUGUAAAGAAUGAUUUUUCUAAAAGUUGGACGAUGCGCCACUAAAUUUUGCUGCUCAUCAUUCUUCAACAUUCUUCAAAUAUCUUUCGUAUUCAACGAAAUGAUGAUCGAGCGGCAAUGGUGUUGUUGCAACAUAUGAUCAGUGUUGGAAGUAACGAUGCGAAUUAUAUGAAAUGCUCAUCAGACGCGAUUAAAAAUGAAACCGAGAACGCGACGACGGAAACUACAAACAUUGAUGAGAAAGUCGAUGAGCUCAUGGCACAUGUAUUCGGUUUGACAUUGCGUCGAGAUAGCGGCGAACAUUCAUCCAGUAGAUCUCUGAUAUAUAUUGAUGCCGAUUCGAUGGAGCAUGCAGUCUUUGAGCGUUUAAUGCUGCCAAAUCCUAAAGCUGAAACACGAAAUGUCGAUAGCCAUGUCGUUCAAACACAAACUCUAAUUUAUCUUUACGAAUGUUAUUGUCGUUUAAAACAUUAUCAAAUGAACAAUGAUGAUUUGGAAGAGACUAUAAACAACGCUUGUCAAAUUGUUCUACGAAACGCCAAUACUGCUUUACAAGAACCUGAUUUGUUUCAGAAUCAGGAUCAAGAUUUGAUCAAUAGCCAGAUUCAUAGUCAAUUUAUUGCUCUGUUUAUGGAUGAUACUAUAUCACAGUUGGAAUUACCAUCAUUUAUUAAUGAUGUAGUAGAAGAAUUAAUAGCAACAAAUACAGAAUGUGAUACAGAGGAUAUAAUUGCAAAAUCAUUCUCUCCGAUCCUUGAUAUUAUUCAGAAAGAAGCAGCUCAGAGUAAUCUUUUUAACUUUCGCAAACAAUGGUUUGAGCUGCUGAAUGUAUUUGCCACCAUUGAUCCAUUAGCAAAGUUGUUAAUUCUUCAUAGCACACCAAAGAAAAGUCACGGUUUUGCAUAUUCGGAUACUUUAUUGGGCGCAUUCUUCAACUUGAGUUGUUUACCAAAAACACCUAAUGAUCCAUAUAAUCUUUUUGAUAAACCUGCGCAUUCAGACUCAGUCAUGGAAGGUAUAUGGAUCGGCAUGAAUAGUCUGAGUGAAGGCCUACAUAAAGUUUUCCACUCCUUAUUAAAAUGUUCAAUGGAACUUCGUCACUUGACCUUACAAUGGUUAGGUAACUGCCUUCAUACAAAUGCAAAUAGGGGAAAACUUUGGAACACUCAUAUGGAGAUGGGAUUAUUAGGGGUGCUAUAUGUGUCGGAUGGUUUUAUGUUGAAUAUAGGCAAUGUAUUGUUACGUCUUUGUCAACCAUUUUGUGCUAAAUUAAAUGAUACUAAAGUACCAAAGAUAGAUCCUACAUACUGUAGUGCAGAGAUGAAAGAUGAAGCCGAGAAUCUACAAUGUGGAGUACAUUUGAAAGGAUUGAGUUCUGAGACGUGUUUGAUACCAACUCCACAAGGUGAAAGUCGACCAAUGUCGAAUUCAUUCGGAUUCAUAACGGAAUGCUUUUUUCUCACACAUCGUGCAUUAGAUCUUGGUUACAAAAUUAUCAUGGAUAAAUUUAUAAAGACAAACGAAGAUUUAUCUAUAAUACAAAGAUAUUACAAUGAUGCUUUAGAAUCAUCCAGAGAAUUCAUCAGUUCAGAAGAAGUGGAGCACCUGUCACAACAAUUGGAAAAUCAGGCAUCAAAAUAUUUCACUUUUAAAGCAAGUUUAUUAGUACCAGAAAUGUUAGAACAUAUGGUAAAUUUUCAUGCGAUGACGGCAUUUUGGUUAACACAAGUCAGUUUGCACAUUGCAACUGAAGAAGAGGAAAAAGAAAAUUUUAUACCGAAACGAUAUACACCUAUUACAUUCCCGUUACCAGAAAUUGUUCCAAUCACACUAAGAUGUAUUCCCGAGUUUAUAGUAGAGAAUGCCAGAUUUCUUGUGUUUUUACGUCGCUGCAGUCCAGACACAUUCGAGAAACAUGGUUCGAAUUUUCUGAAUCCAAUUUUGACAGAGAUUAUAGUUUUGAUGGAAUCUCAGCAUCGUUUAUAUAAUCCACAUCUGCGAGCGCGUUUAGCUGAAAGUCUAGAAGCGCUUUUGCCGAUUACAGACGAUUAUGUCACUCAAGAUAACUUGAGAACACCUAAUUUAGGAACAUUUCAUAGAGAACAGCUGUUUCUUACUCAUCCAUAUAGACAGCAGAUAAUUGUCAGUUUAUUACAUGUCUUUGUAAGUAUCGAAAUGACUGGGCAAAGUGUACAAUUUGAACAAAAGUUUAACUAUCGUCGUCCAAUGUACAUUGUCAUGGAAUAUUUAUGGAAACUUGAUGAACAUCGUAAUAUCUUUAUUGCUUUAGCUCAAGAGGCGGAGAAUAACAUGGAAGCAGUUCAACCACCUCUGUUUCUACGUUUUAUUAAUUUGUUGAUGAAUGAUGCUGUGUUUCUCUUGGAUGAAGCCUUAUCAAAUAUGACACAGUUAAGACAAAUGAUUCGAACUAGGGACAGCGGAGAAUGGCGUUAUCUACCAGAAAGUGAAUACGAGCAACGAAGAACGAAUCUUGAGCAUAUUGGUUUGAUUGCUCGCUUUGAUAAUAUUUUGGGUAGGAAAACUAUACAAACGAUAAAAAUGUUAACUACUGAAAUAAAAUCAAUUUUUUGUCAUCCGACUAUGGUGGACCGUAUUGCUUCUAUGCUCAAUUAUUUAUUAUUACAACUAGUGGGACCAAAUAAAAAAAAUCUUAAAGUGAAUCAAAAACAAUAUGCAUUCAAUCCUGCAAAUUUGGUGUUAAAUAUUUGUGAGAUAUAUAUUAAUCUAAGUAAGAAUGAAAGCUUUACGCUUGCAGUGUCGCAAGAUGGACGUUCUUAUAAACCAGAUUUAUUUAAAUUGGCUGGUAAUGUGCUCGUUCGUAUCGGCGGUGCCAGAAUUUUGAGAGAUCUGGAUCAAUUUGGAAAAAGUGUAGAGGACGCUGCCAAUCAAAAGCGAGAAGAGGAUGAAAUUUUGACGGGUAUUCCCGAGGAGUUUCUAGAUCCAAUUAUGUCAACUGUUAUGACGGAUCCUGUUAUUUUACCAUCAUCGAAAAUAAAUAUCGAUCGUUCGACUAUAGCAAGACAUUUGCUCAGUGAUCAAACUGAUCCUUUUAAUCGAUCUCCACUUACAAUGGACAUGAUAAAAUCGAAUGUCGAACUUCAACAGAAGAUACAGGAAUGGAUUUCGCAAAAAAAACAAGAGAAAAUGUUAAGCACUGAUACAUAAUUUAUCGUCAAUUGUAUCACGAUAGAACAAUAUUAAAAUUUACGCAUAUAAUACAUAUAAUACAUUCUACUUCGUAGAAGUAUAAUAUAAUACAUUCUACUUCGUAGAAGUUUGAAAUUAAAUCUCAAGAUCAAAAAUACAUUGACAACAACCUUCCGAUUGCUAAAAAAAAA